Molecule: messenger RNA, 456 nt
Organism: Podospora anserina S mat+
Lineage: Eukaryota; Fungi; Ascomycota; Sordariomycetes; Sordariales; Podosporaceae
Exons: 4
Coding region: 1-456 (151 amino acids)
Biological process (GO): DNA repair; protein polyubiquitination; proteasome-mediated ubiquitin-dependent protein catabolic process
Cellular component (GO): HULC complex
Molecular function (GO): ubiquitin conjugating enzyme activity
Source: RefSeq, a predicted model, not a curated record
AUGUCGACGGCAGCCCGCAGACGUCUCAUGCGAGACUUCAAGCGCAUGCAAACCGACCCUCCCGCUGGCGUUUCUGCUUCUCCGGUUCCAGACAAUGUGAUGACUUGGAAUGCCGUCAUUAUUGGACCCGCCGAUACUCCAUUCGAAGACGGAACCUUUAGACUCGUGAUGCAUUUCGAAGAACAGUAUCCCAACAAGCCGCCCUCGGUCAAGUUCAUCAGCCAGAUGUUCCAUCCCAACGUCUACGCCACCGGCGAACUCUGCUUGGAUAUCCUCCAGAAUCGCUGGAGUCCCACGUACGAUGUCGCGGCUGUUCUUACGAGUAUUCAAAGUUUGCUCAACGACCCGAACACGGGAUCUCCAGCGAACGUCGAAGCUUCCAAUUUGUACAAGGACAACCGUAAGGAGUACACGAAAAGAGUCAGGGAGACGGUGGAGAAGAGCUGGGAAGACUAA